UGGGGCUGCCCGGGGCACCCUGCUCUGUCACCCGCGCUCCCUGGAGCCCCUGCCAGCAUCUUGGUGAGCGCUCCACGUCGAGGUCCCGCCGGGCCGGUUGCCUGCUCUGCGGCGGGCAGCCGAGGAAGGGAGAGAGCCGUCCCCACCGCGGAGGGGAGCGCCCGGGCUUGCGGGCGCCACGCCAUGCGCCGGGCCAGCCGAGACUACGGCAAAUACCUGCGAGGCUCGGAGGAGAUGGGCGGCGGCCCUAGCGCCCCGCACGAGGGCCAGCUGCACGCUGCACCAUCCGCGCCCACCUCGCCGCCGCCCCCCACGGCCUCCCGCUCCAUGUUCGUGGCCCUGUUGGGACUGGGGCUCGGCCAGGUGGUCUGCAGCGUUGCUCUGUUCCUAUACUUCCGAGCGCAGAUGGAUCCUAAUAGACUAUCAGAAGACAGCACUCACUGCAUUUAUAGAAUUUUGAGACUCCAUGAAAAUACAGACUUGCAAGACACAGCUGUGGAGAAUGAAGAUACAAACGUAAUUCCUGAUUCCUGUAGGAGGAUGAAAAAGGCUUUUCAAGGAGCUGUGCAAGAGGAAUUACAACAUAUUGUUAGGUCACAACACAUCACUGCAUAUCCAGCUACAGUGGAAGGUUCCUGGUUUGAUCUGGUCAAGAGGAGCAAGUCCGAAACUCGGCCUUUUGCCCAUCUCACCAUCAAUACCACCAAUAUCCCAUCAGGUUCCCAUAAACUCAGUCUGUCUUGGUACCAUGACCGGGGCUGGGCCAUGAUCUCCAACAUGACUUUAAGGAAUGGGAAACUAAGGGUUAACCAAGAUGGCUUCUAUUACCUGUAUGCCAACAUUUGCUUUCGGCAUCAUGAAACUUCAGGAGACCUAGCUACAGAGUAUCUUCAGCUGAUGGUGUAUGUUGUUAAAACCAGUGUUACCAUCCCAAGUUCUCAAACUCUGAUGAAGGGAGGAAGCACCAAAUACUGGUCAGGGAAUUCUGAAUUCCACUUUUAUUCCAUAAAUGUUGGAGGAUUCUUUAAGCUACGAGCUGGAGAAGAAAUCAGCAUCCAAGUGUCCAACCCUUCCUUUCUGGAUCCUGAUCAAGAUGCAACAUACUUUGGGGCUUUCAAAGUUUGAGGUGUACAUUAAGACUCAUUUUAUGGAGCAUUACCACAUAUUUCCUAUAUGUUUGGCUACCUAUAAAAAAAAAAAACAAGGACAAUGCAUAUAGUUGUGUAAGACUACUAAGAAGGAUGACUUACAUGUUACAAAACUCAUGAUCCUUGUUCCUGACCCUGUAGAGAGCACACAUCUUGUAUAGCCAAUGGGAAUGCUGGACUUGACCCUGUAGAGAACACACAUAUGUAUAGCCAAUAGGAAUGCUGGACCUGACCCUAUAGAGAACAUGCAUCUUGUACAGCCAGUGGGAAUGCUGGACUUGGGGUAGUUACACAUGGUUUUACAAUUUUGUAAUGAAUUCCUAGAAUUAAACCAAUUGGAAGAAGUACAGUUGCUCUUCUGAAAACUGCAUGUGUGCUAUGGAAAGGAUUAUAUUCUUUGGAUCUAAUCCCUGGCGCUCUGCUCUACUGUGCACCUCAAAGUUCGAGAGGUACCACCUUAUUGCGAACAAAUGAUCCUCUGAAGGGUUAAGUUCUUCUGAGUUGUUACAUCAUGUUGGAACCUGCAAAUAAGUCCUUCUCUAAUGAGGGAAGAAAGUAUAUGUAUUUUUAUAUAAUAUCUAAAUUUAUAUUUCAGGUGUAAUGUUUUCUGUGCAAAGUAUUGUAAAUUAUAUUUGUGUUAUAGUAUUUGAUUCAAGAUAUUUAAAAAGUCUCACUGUUGACAUAUUUAAUGUUUUAAAUGUACAGACAUAUUUAACUGGUGCACUUUGUAGUUCCCCUGAGGAAAACUUGCAGCUAAGGGGGAAGAAUACUGUUUUCUAGUAUCAAAUAUAGUAGAUUUCUUCAUUCUUUUUGACUUAGUAUGUUUUUCAGAGUUUCCAAGCCUAUGCGGGGAAAACAAGUUAAAAUGGCUGCCUUGAAUAAUAAAUGGGAUGUUGGCCACCAGGUGCCUUUCAAAUUUAGAGGCUAAUUGAUGUUAGAAAGCUGACAUUGCCAAAAAAGAGGCGUAAUAGGCUCCUGCAAUCUGCCAGGAGUAUUUAUAGAAUUUUUGAACAGGUGUCUUUUUCUAUAAGUGCUACAAAUUGUAGAUUUUUUUUAAUAGAAAAGUUACUGUGGUUUGUCAACAACAACAACAAAACACUCCAACUUUUAAUUUAGUGGAAUUUAUUUUAUACUGUAAAAUAGAAGUAUUGCCUUUGAAUGUUAAU
Messenger RNA from Nannospalax galili (Upper Galilee mountains blind mole rat), 2314 nucleotides. It is a transcript of the gene Tnfsf11, whose product is annotated as TNF superfamily member 11. Bases 184 to 1125 code for a protein of 313 amino acids. Gene Ontology annotation, biological process: immune response. Lineage: Eukaryota; Metazoa; Chordata; Mammalia; Rodentia; Spalacidae. The record is from RefSeq and is a predicted model, not a curated record. Gene Ontology annotation, molecular function: tumor necrosis factor receptor binding. The transcript has 5 exons. Gene Ontology annotation, cellular component: membrane.